Molecule: messenger RNA, 1746 nt
Organism: Lolium rigidum
Lineage: Eukaryota; Viridiplantae; Streptophyta; Magnoliopsida; Poales; Poaceae
Product: protein NRT1/ PTR FAMILY 8.2-like
Exons: 1
Coding region: 1-1746 (581 amino acids)
Biological process (GO): oligopeptide transport; transmembrane transport
Cellular component (GO): membrane
Molecular function (GO): transmembrane transporter activity
Source: RefSeq, a predicted model, not a curated record
AUGGCGGCGGGCGAUGGAGACGGCGCGACGACCAUGGACGGGACGACUGAUCUCUCUGGCAAGCCGGCGGUGAGGAGCAAGACAGGGGGCUGGAGGGCGUGCCCCUUCAUCCUGGCCAACGAGUGCUGCGAGCGGCUUGCCUACUACGGUAUGAGCUCCAAUCUCGUCAACUACAUGAUCGACCGCCUCCACCAGGGCAACGCCGCCGCCGCCACCAACGUCAACAACUGGUCUGGCACCUGCUACGUCAUGCCCCUCCUCGGCGCCUUCAUCGCCGACUCCUACCUCGGCAGGUUCCGCACCAUCGCCGCCUUCAUGACGCUCUACAUCGCCGGCCUCGUGCUCCUCACCAUGAGCGCCGCCGUGCCCGGCAUGAAGCCGCCCGAGUGCGCCGACUGCCACCCGACCAAGGGGCAGAACGCCGCCUUCUUCGCCGCGCUCUACCUCAUCGCCGUCGGCACCGGCGGGAUCAAGCCCUGCGUGUCAUCCUUCGGCGCCGACCAGUUCGACGACGCCGACCCGCGCGAGAUGCGGAGCAAGAGCUCCUUCUUCAACUGGUUCUACAUGUCCAUCAACGUGGGCGCCCUCGUCGCCUCAUCGGUGCUCGUCUGGCUCCAGAUGAACGUCGGCUGGGGAUGGGGUUUCGGCGUCCCAGCCGCAGCCAUGGCCGUCGCAGUCGUCAGCUUCCUCCUGGGGAGCAAGCUUUACAGGUACCAGAAGCCCGGGGGCAGCCCGCUCACGAGGAUGCUGCAGGUUGCCGUCGCGGCCUGCAGGAAGUCGCGCGUACCACUGCCCGCCGACGCGUCCCUUCUGCACGAGGUGGCAUCGGCGGACGGCAAGGCCGCCAUCGAGGGCAGCAGGAGGCUGGAGCACACGGAGCACCUGAGGUGCCUGGACAGGGCGGCGGUGGUGACAGGCGACGACUCCAUGGUAAACCCUGACCCCUGGAGGCUGUGCACGGUGACGCAGGUGGAGGAGCUCAAGAGCAUGGUGCGGCUGCUUCCGGUGUGGGCGACCGGCAUCGUGAUGUCGGCCGUGUACAGCCAGAUGACCACCAUGUUCGUGCUCCAGGGAAACACGCUCGACCCGCGCAUGGGCCCCUCCUUCAAGAUCCCCGCCGCCUCCCUCUCGAUCUUCGACACCAUAGCCGUCAUCGUCUGGGCGCUCGCCUACGACCGCGUCAUCGUCCCGGCGGUGCGCCGCAUCACCGGCCACCCUCGAGGUUUCACGCAGCUCCAGCGUAUGGGCAUCGGCCUCGUCAUCUCCAUCUUCUCCAUGGUCGCCGCCGGGGUGCUCGAGGUCGUCAGGCUCCGCGUCGCUGCCACCCACGGCAUGCUCGACUCCAAGGACUUCCUGCCGAUCUCCAUCUUCUGGCAGGUGCCGCAGUACUUCAUCGUGGGCGCUGCAGAGGUGUUCACCUUCGUUGGCCAGAUUGAGUUCUUCUAUGACCAGUCGCCGGACGCCAUGAGGAGCAUGGGCGCGGCGCUCUCACUCACGACCAAUGCGCUGGGCAACUACCUCAGCACGCUGCUCGUCGUCAUCGUGACGGCCAUCUCCACCAGGAAUGGCGGCCUGGGCUGGAUCCCGGACAACCUCAACAGGGGGCACCUCGACUACUUCUUCUGGCUGCUCGCCGUGCUCAGCGCAAUCAACUUCGUGAUCUACCUCUUUAUAGCAAACUGGUACAAGUACAAGGCAACAGCACCAACUGCACCAGUCCUGGACAUUGCUGACGGCAACAAUUAG